UGAAAGCUGUCCAAUCUUUCCAAUAUCUAUAAUUUUUUUACUUAUGAAUUUUUUUGGCCCUGUAAGUUAUCAUUGUUCUUGGAUGGUCUAUAUAUCUGCCUGUAAAGCUGCUUAAUUUACACACUAGGGUUUAGUUCUUUUUGGUUGUUAGAUGAUUCAAUAUGCAUUCCAUGUGAUGGGAAAUGAUGAACUGAUUAUUCCUCAUCUUCAGAUUGAUAAUUUGGUAAUUGCUCUAUUAUGAUGUUGAUAUUACGUGAAAUCUUUGACUUCUUGAUCUGUUUAGGUUGUUUUCAAUGACGGGUGGUCUGUUUCUAGAGGAUCUUUCAUAGCAUACUCUGUAUCUUCUACAAUAGUUCAUAUGAGUGAAACAGCUACCAUCACUUCUAGAAACUUUAUUCUAAAAAAUGUUCAGUAUUGAGUUGUUGCAAGUAUUGUUGCAUGUCAGAUUGAUCUCUGCAUCACUUGUGAUCUUUUUAGUGGGGCUUCAACCCCUUUACAUAUCGUUCCAUCUGCUUUGUUUAUAUUGCUUUCAGUCUUUCAUCACUCAUCAAUGUAGAAUUGCAUUGUUUGAUUCCUCUUUAUAAUGUCAGCCACGAGCCCUUUAGCCACGGUUGUGCUUGCAUGUUUAUUUUGCUUUCAGCCCUUAACCAGUGUAGAAUGCAUUGUUAGGUUUGAGGCUUUGAGCACUUGAUUUUGAUUUCAUAGAAUGCUCAUCAUGUUAAAUUUUUAUGCAAGCAAGUAGCUACAGGAAGUCAGAUUGAAUAAAUAAAGUGGUUUGUUGAAAGCAUUUUCUCUAGCUUUUAAAUAUUCCCAAUUCUUAUUUAUGGUCACAUCAAAUAGACAAUCUAUGAUUAUGUUUAUAAUUGAUUAUAUUAUUCCUUUAGCAUGUCAGGUGGUAAUGCCUGUGGUAAGAUUGAGUUAACAGUCCUUUGUUGUAUCUGUUCAAUUUCAACUCUGCCUUCUCUUUUAUGUAAUUGCUAAAUAGUUAAAGUAUGUACGUGCUCGUCAUGUGUGAAUAGUUUAUUUUAUCAUUAAACUACUAUAUCUAGGAACAUAAUUCACGAUGAACGUGCAAGAUCUCCUUAUUUUCUUUGUGUGACUGUAGUUUGUGUGUAUUAUCUAAUUCUUUACUGGCAUGGAUGUUCAGUGUUAUAGCCAAGAACGGCAAGCUUCACUAAGUACCAAAUGAAGUAUGGAAUUUGCUGUUCUACUGUAACAUUUUCCAACUUGACUGUCUGCUGUUGCUUUGCAAGACAGGAUAUUAGUAAUGAUGCUUCUUAUGACAAUAUUUGUCUGCUUGAUUGUUUAGCUUCUUUGCUGCAUAUCACGUGGAAGUAUUACGCUCUUGUCCCAAUGCAAUUAUACCGUAAAACAACUCAGUUGCUGUGCAAUUGGUGACUCCUGACAUGGUUGGAGCUAUGAUAGUGGAAAAACAAAGACACGUUGAGAUGGAAUUGAGGUGAAUUGGUGCAACUGUACAUAGAUGCUUGCAACUGGAGCUGUCUGAGAGCUGCAAGUCUUUGUUGAAGUUAAGUUGACACAUGGAUACCUAGGAAUAGAACAUGAGAAGUCACAUGUUGCAACAAUUGAUGGUUGAACCUGAGCAUCUGCUCGUUUGAGUUUUUGAGAUAAUGAGUCACGAUGGACUUGAGGUAGUAUUGAGGAAGCUGCUGUCAGUCUUUUGGCAUUCUCUGACUUCGUUGGGUUUAAGAUGAACUUGAGGGGUUGUGUCUUGUGAUCUUGUCACAUCGACUGUCAAACCUGACCAACUCCUCUGUUUGAGUUUUUGGCAAUUCUGGUAGCUUCAUAAUGAAUUAAGUUAUGGGCUACACUUAGAAGUAGGAUUAUGACAUUCAGUUGACCAUCUUUCUAACAAGCUGUUGGAGGUUUGGGCAAUGUUGUUAAGAAAGGUGUCGUGGAGACCCACUUAAAGUACACCAAUGAAUACAACUCUUGCUGUCUUUAAUUGUGACAGGACUUCAGCCCAAGGGAUCUACAUGUUGCCUGAAUUCUUGGUUGUCUCACUUUUUAUGUGGUGCAUCGAUAUUCCGUUGUCCAAAGAUUUCUUUGUUGAAGACAAUAUGCACUAGUAAGAUUGCAAGUUUCUUUCGUGGCAAAGAAAAAUAAAUCAAAGCAGACAGACAACUCCGUAGGCUUUGCCAGAUGAUGCAAUGGUGAAAUAGUAACAUAGAAACCUGGCGUUUUGUCGUGCCCUAUUCAUGUAGAAACUUUUCUUUAGCAUUCGAUGGAGGCAUUAGCUAAGUAACUUAUAUGGAGUGAUUUGGACAGAAAGGCCCCUGAGUUAUGCUGACUGCACGACUUACUCUUUGAGAUACCAUUGACAAACUGCUGCAAUGUUGAGAGUUCCUUUUUUGACUUUUCGUGAAAUUAUGGGACUGUUAUUGGGCCACAAGGAAAUAAGCUUUUCUUAGCAGUAUAUGAUUUCAAUCUCCGGAUGUCUAGCUAUGAACUGCAUUGUGAACCACUCAGAACAGAUAGUUCAGUCUUGGGUUGAGCUGCAGUUACAAACUUACAACGGAUAUGUCAUGCACACAGGCUCUUCACCUCCACACCAACGCGGGCUAGGAAGCAGCAAUUUUGAUGACCCUACUGGUCCACGGUACACCUAUGGAUAUGAAGGGAGUGGUAGAGGAAGUGCAAGGUUCCGAGAUGGCUCUCCACCAUAUGGAAGAGGAGGCAGAUCACGUGGGAUGGGCUAUAAUGGUCCUGGAAAGGAGUUCAUUAAUAUUGAUGGAGAAUAUGUUCACAGGAAUGAUCCUAAUCUGUCACCAAGAGAAGGUGAUUGGAUAUGCCAGAACCCUAGCUGUGGAAAUCUCAACUUUGCUCGGCGAAGUCACUGUAACAACUGUGACAAGCACCGCUAUGAGUCUAGCCGCAGUCCUCACAGGGGUUACUUUGACUCUCCUCCCCGAGUGCCACAAAGGUCCCUAGGCCCAAGUGAUUGUGGCCCUCCUAGAGACAUGGCCAGGUACAGACCACCACCGCGUGAUUGGGGUGUGAGUGAUCCUAGAGAUUAUGCAGGUCGAUCGCCCCCAGAUCGUGUAGGGCGAUUCUCCGAUGCAUUGCAGAGGGAACGAAUAGGCUUCCGUGGUGACCGUGAGUUGAGGGACCCUGUCAAGUUUCAGUGGUCUGCUGCUGAGUACAAGCAGAGGGAGCGUCCACAUGAUGGAUUGUAUCUUGACAGGAGCCAUCAACAGUCUGGGUCACCUCGCGGUAACUGGGGAAGUGACAUGCGGGACAGAAGCCGAUCUCCUGCAGGUAACAGGCCAAUGAAGCACGCUUUCACGGGCAGAGGUCGACCAGACUUGGACCAUGCUGGUUCAUAUGUUGGCCGAGGGCGACCUAACAAUUUUGAUGCUGGCCGUGGGCGUGGUUACAGAUCAGGAGGUGAUCCAUACUAUGGGGAGGGUCAAGGUGGUCGGCGUGCUGCUCCCUAUGCUAGGAACGAGGGACACUACUAAUUAAAUUGAUCAGGUGCAUUGUCGGAAUUGAUGUUUUGGAAAGAGUCUAGUCAUGAAGGUGCUUGAGAACUGGUGCAGCUCGUAAUAUUGAACUUCCUGAACUGUGAUGACAUUUGCACUGUUCACGAAUGCACAAGUUUAUUAUGCAAGUAUGCAUUGGAUGAUAGGUUGUUUGGAUGUUAGGCUGAUUAUUUGAUUAUUUUCACUCUCUUCUCUGUUGGGUUAUA
This is a messenger RNA of Brachypodium distachyon (stiff brome), 3709 nucleotides long. RefSeq names its product TATA-binding protein-associated factor 2N. Bases 2439 to 3482 code for a protein of 347 amino acids. Gene Ontology annotation, molecular function: RNA binding; transcription coregulator activity. Gene Ontology annotation, biological process: regulation of DNA-templated transcription. The transcript is spliced from 3 exons. The record is from RefSeq and is a predicted model, not a curated record. Lineage: Eukaryota; Viridiplantae; Streptophyta; Magnoliopsida; Poales; Poaceae. Gene Ontology annotation, cellular component: nucleus.